Molecule: messenger RNA, 1697 nt
Organism: Schistocerca gregaria
Lineage: Eukaryota; Metazoa; Arthropoda; Insecta; Orthoptera; Acrididae
Product: FAS-associated factor 2-B-like
Exons: 3
Coding region: 9-1121 (370 amino acids)
Biological process (GO): SRP-dependent cotranslational protein targeting to membrane
Cellular component (GO): membrane; endoplasmic reticulum
Molecular function (GO): ubiquitin binding
Source: RefSeq, a predicted model, not a curated record
UUUUCGCCAUGAGAGAGGACAAAAGCGAAGGCUCCUCUAGCAAUCAUCUAAACGACGUGAACUCUAGGUUGAGAUAUUGGCUCUCAUCCCUUUGGUCUUUGUUUUCGUUACCAUGGAAAAUCUAUUCGACUGUAUUGUCAUUCAUCGGGAACUGGAUCCAGUUAAGGCGAAUGCUUCCCACUCCUGAACAAGAGUCUAUUGGCAUGAAAAAUUUUUUCUCUAAACUUGGCACAUGUACCCCACCCGUAUUUAUUGGCAGCUUCGAGCAGGCGCUGGCCUAUUCUAAAUCUCAGUACAAAUUUCUUUUCGUUUAUCUGCAUUCGGAUUUGCAUGAGGGCUGCCUCUCUUUUUGUCGAAAUGUACUGGGCGCACAGCUGACUAGUGAGUUUUUGGGCAACAACUUCGUCUUCUGGGCCGGAAACGUUGCCUAUCCAGAAGGCAGCCGUAUAUCUAGAGUGCUAGAUGCCUUCUCUUAUCCCCAUGUAUCGAUUUGGAGUCAUAGCUCGUUUGCACCCGACCAAGCUCAAACUAUCUCUGGCUAUCCAGCUUAUCUUCUCAAGCAAAUUCACGACCUUGACACGAGUGAAGCACUCAUCUCGCAUUCUUUUCAGGUCAUUGGGAGCUACAGCAGUUGGAUAACGGCCAUUACAUCUCGGCCAUCAACAUGCGAGCACGCAAGAAACAUUAUCGAAGAACAAGACCACGCGUAUGAAGAUUCUCUGGCUGCUGAUCAAGAGCGCCAAAACAACCUGCUUAUACAAGAAAAACAAAAAGAAGAGAUCAAAAAGCAAAAUCAGCUCGCUGAAGCUGAGCAACAAAGAACUCAAGAGGCGUCUCGUUCAAAAAUUGAACAGCUCCUUGGUGCGGAACCAGAUCCUGCUCCAGAUGUCGUCACAGUCCCGAUUCGAUUUUUGGACGGGUCGGUACAAAAACGAAGGUUCUUGCUAACGGAUCGAAUUCAAACUCUAUACGAUUUUUGCAUGACCAAAGAAUCUACACCCAAAAACUUUGUCAUUGUUUCACCUUAUCCUCGUAAAGCUUUCGUUGACAAACAUCUGACACUCGGCGAGACAGAAAUCCCAUGUGGACUUCUGAUUGUUGAAGAAGUAUUCGACGAUUAAUUUCAGUCUUUUUUUGCCUCUCUUGCUACUACUUUCUUUUUCUCUACAAAAAACAAAGCACCUCAUUUGGUCUGUCCACUUUGCAUGUUUUCUUCAUCGAAAGAUCCACCGGUGCAUUUUCAUGCUCAAGUUUUCUCUUACCUCAGAAUGGGCUGGUGAAAAGAGUCUAUGUGCAGGAAAAAAAGAGUCCACCUAGAGAGAGCGCACGGCAUUCGCUCAUUUCCACCCCAAAAAUUUCACCCGCAGGUUUAGACUAUUUUGUUCGCAGCGACGUUCAAAAGCAGACUUUUUUAAAAAUACAAUAGGCGAGCAGCAACAGACAUUAUCUGUUCUUGUUCAUAUAACUCCUGGAACAAAAGAAACCAAGCAAACGUGAAGAGGUGGCAUGUGCUGAGAGAGUGCUCUUCAAAUCGUGCAUUAUUGGAAUCAAAAAGAAAAAAAAAGCUUCCUUCUUCGCAAAAAAUAAAAGUAGUGACAACCCUUACUCGAAACUGAGAUUCGUUAUUUUAGUCAUAGUAAGUCACGCACGACUUAUUGAAAUUCUCCUGCCUGAAAUAAAAAUUGAUACCUAGAGCA